Messenger RNA from Paramecium octaurelia, 984 nucleotides. NCBI's taxonomy places the organism in Eukaryota, Ciliophora, Oligohymenophorea, Peniculida, Parameciidae. The record is from the annotation of a GenBank genome assembly.
AUGAAAUAAGCCUAACCAUUUAUACCUCUUGCUGUUGAUGAUAAUAAGUAAUACGAUAUUAAAAAUGUACUCUAAAAAUAAUUUAAAUAACUUACGCCAGAAGAAUAUCAUUUCUUUAGUUUCUUAAUAGCUACUAAUCAUGUUUUUGAGUAAUUAACAAAUUGCUAAAACAAAUUAAAUAAUGAUUCAACAUUUAGUUUAUGGAAACUUUUUGAGUUCUUUGAUGUUAAUGGAGACAGAAAAUUGCAAUUAGAUGAUUUUAUUAUCACUUUACAAAAAUUAGAUAUUCUGCUCAAAAGAGAAGAAAUUGAGUCCUUGUUUUCUACUUUAGGUGGUGAAGAUGAUAAUAUCAUUUCAUAUGCAGAGUUUGCUAACUUAUUUAAAUUCGCACCUACACCUUAAUGGAGAUAAUCAAAACAAUUAUCUGAAGGAGUUUUGAAUUAAGAUCAAUAGAAAUUAAUACAUUAGAUAUUUAGCUUAUAUGCUAAAAUGGAAAGAAGCAUUUUACACCUGAGAACUUAAAUAGGAAAUGAUAUUCAAUAGCUUGAAGACUUUUUUAGAAAAUUGGAUUAGAAAUAAAAAGGGUAUUUAGUAUUCAAUGACUUUGUGAAUUAUCUUAAAACUAAGGGGGUUCAAGUCAAAGGGAAUGAUUAUUAUCGAGUAUUCUUUAUGCUUUAAUAAUAUAAAUCAGGUAGAAUUAGUUUUAAUGAGUUUCUUAAGAAAUUUUCAACUAAGGAAGCUUAUAAUAACUAUUUGCACUAAUUAGAUCUAUUGAUUAAUCCUCCACAAAUAGCCACAAGAUAAACAAUAGAAUAAUAACCUGUUCUAUAAUACAAAAUCGAUAGUACAACCAAUUUUUAAGGCAAAUAAAUUGAAUAAAAUGAAAUAACUUCAAAAAUAUCAUAAUAGUCCAGAUUUUCACAAGAUCUUGAUGAUUCAAUUAGAUUACCAGGCUAUACUAGAUAUGUUUUUGGCAAUAAUUGA